Molecule: messenger RNA, 957 nt
Organism: Postia placenta MAD-698-R-SB12
Lineage: Eukaryota; Fungi; Basidiomycota; Agaricomycetes; Polyporales; Adustoporiaceae
Exons: 4
Coding region: 1-957 (318 amino acids)
Biological process (GO): branched-chain amino acid biosynthetic process
Cellular component (GO): acetolactate synthase complex; mitochondrial nucleoid
Molecular function (GO): acetolactate synthase regulator activity
Source: RefSeq, a predicted model, not a curated record
AUGCUAUCCGACUCGGAAAGCGCUCCACCCAAACCACCCCCGUCUAUUGACGACUCAACGUCUGCUCUAGACUACAAAAGGAGGACGACGCUGCAGCACCGUCCCCCACCCCUGCCCACCAUGGACCUGCGCCCCCGGUCGGCGGAGGAGGCAGUGACGAACAUUCUGUACAACACGCCGCCACCAAGUCUGCAGCCCUUCAAGACGCACGUCUUGAACUGUCUCGUGCAGAACGAGCCCGGGGUGUUAUCCCGCGUGGCAGGCAUCCUCGCAGGGCGCGGGUUUAAUAUCGACUCGCUCGUCGUGUGCCGCACCGAAAUCCGGGACCUCUCCCGCAUGUGCAUCGUCCUGCGCGGGCAGGACGGCGUCAUCGAGCAGGCGCGCAGGCAGCUCGAAGACCUUGUCCCUGUGUGGGCCGUCCUCGACUACACCGAUACGCACUGCAUCGAGCGCGAGCUGCUCCUCGUCAAGGUCUCCAUCCUCGGCCCCGAGUACAUCGAGGAGCAGCUGCAGGGCGGGCCCACGCACGAGCCGCGGCGGUUCCCGCCCACCACCGGCACCGACGAGGACAAGCUGCAGCGCGAGAUGGCGCUCGCGCAGCACUUUGAGCACGGGGCGCACCCCCACCCCGAGGGCGACGCGCACACCCCGCCGCCGCUCACGCCCACGCAGGCGCUGCACCUGCGCAGCGACAACAUGAACGCCGUCGCGACGCUCUCGAAGCAGUUUGGCGGGCGCAUCGUCGACGUCAGCGAGAACAGCGUCAUCGUCGAGAUGAGCGGCAAGACCAAGCGCGUCGAGGCGUUCCUCGCGCUGCUCAAGCCGUUCGGCGUCCUGGAGGCGGCGCGUACUGGCCUGAUGGUCAUGCCUCGUACACCUAUCACACGGUCCCCAGAGGACGACGAUGAUGCAGAUGCGGUCGAUGCUCUGGAUGCCAGCUUGCUCCCUCCAGGCUAA